Messenger RNA from Lithohypha guttulata, 1566 nucleotides. RefSeq lists its product as uncharacterized. The record is from RefSeq and is a predicted model, not a curated record. Bases 1 to 1566 code for a protein of 521 amino acids. The transcript is spliced from 2 exons. NCBI's taxonomy places the organism in Eukaryota, Fungi, Ascomycota, Eurotiomycetes, Chaetothyriales, Trichomeriaceae. Gene Ontology annotation, molecular function: protein binding.
AUGGCUCCUGGUGAAAGCUUUGGGGUCUUUGAGCCACCGUCACCGAACCUUCUCACGGAAUCCAUGAAAAGACUGACUUUGAAGCGAGCGAGUGGUAGCCAUAGCUCUGCUUCUAGCACCACGAACGAAUCCAAGACCAAUUCCUCUAGACCUUCGAUCUCGGACAGUGGUCGCCGGCGCUCUAGCCUCAGCUCAUUCUCUUCAAGAUUAAAGAAGUCUACGAAGAGCAGGUCGAGCACGAGCGAGAGGAUAUUACCUAGAAUCGCGGAAAAGCGCAGGUCAGGCGACUGGACUUUGGGCCAACGCUUCUUCGACCUACCAGCUGAGAUCCAGACUGCGAUACUUGCCUACCUCGAUACAAGCGAACUACUCUCUCUCCGAUCGACGUCGAAAGCGAGCCAUGCCAUCUUCCAAGCUAAUGCUGCGACAAUAGCACGAAAUGCAUUGCUUCCCACGCCGCAAGAAUCGAACGAUCAGUGUUCUCCGUAUGUGCUGAUAGAGCUUUAUCCUUCACUCUUCUGCUCAGCUUCGACCGAUUCCUACCUCCUAAGAUGCUUACGCAGGCAGUCGCUGGUUGCCAGACAGCUCAAAAUUGUCCUUGCUUUCAUACAGUUCAGGAGCUAUAUGCUGCGUUUGACCAGGAAUCUUCCGAGUGAACAGUUUGCACCAUACAAGCAAGGAUUGACUACGAGACUCUUCCAGCCCCUUGUGUGUAUACAGCAUUUCUUCGAGACAAUCAGACACCUGAUAGUAUUCUCGCAUCCUGAUCACCUCUCCCCGCGACUCAAAAUCGACCAGUGUCCAGCUUGCAUGGGCACAGUUAAAGCUACCAUCUCCACCUAUCCCGAAAACCAACUCGUAGCAAUCUACCAAAUCAUGCAGCUCCUCAUUCAACAUUUCAGAACAGCAACGCGCUCACCUUCUUCCAUAUCGAUCUUCGAACGCAAACUCAAAGGGUGGAACUACGGCCCACCACCAGAAGAGCACAUGUCCCAACUAAUUCUCCUCGGUGGUCUCCAGGAGCUAAGCAAAAUAGAUGAAAUGCAAGGAAGCUAUGGCAAACGAAUCGGCGUGGUCAAGGGCUACUCGGAACUAGUCACCGAAGCAGUCAGGAUCAACGGCCUCGCCUUUCCGGACUUCUACCAGACGCAGACUGAUCCCAUCAUGGCGAUGGCCAUGGGUUCCGGAUCGUCCAAGAAAGACAAGAGAAAACAACCAUCACCAUCUGCAAAACCAUCCCUAUUACCAUCGCGACUAUCGCGCAGAGACAAAGAAGACGUACGCACGGCGAUCGAAGGCCGAGCAGACGAGGUCCGCACCAUGAAGAGCUUGGACAUCAGACUUGACCAGCUGACUGAGGGAGUCCUUGCCUCAAUACCCAAGCUGGACAACUUCCUCGUGGGGCCGGAAACACUUCUCGCGAAGCGCAUCAUGCACCUGGGGCUUGUCAACGAUGAGAGAGAAUUGCUCAACCCGUAUGGGUUUGUGACGAGCUUGAUGGCAAAGAGUUACAGGCCUGCGGAUGAUGUUGAGGUGGUUGGCGAGGGGAAUGAUGGGAAUGGCUGA